UUGCUGCUCACAACACUCGCGUGUUUGAAUGAAGGAAGGAGCCCACGAGUACCUUCAGGCUCAACUCGAGAAGAGUACGAUAAACGUUGACUAGUAGCUCUGUAAUUUAGCAAAUUAAACGAUACAUUGUUAGCAUUUAAUCCAACGUGUACGAUCAAGGAUUGAGAUUUAGUACAGUAGCUACCGUAAGCAAUCCCGGCUCGUGUCGUUUGUUGUGCUUGCAUGUUAGCUAGCUAGCCAAUUCUGCUAUACUUGCUAGUGCCAAACAAUAAACCAGAUAGUUAAUGUUAUCCAGGUAAAUGUGUUUUUUCUAACAGUUAACAAACUAUUAUCCAGGAGUCCUGUAUAUGAUCAAAUAUGUCCGAAGCACAAGACUUGAGAAAGCGCAGUAAGAGACGCUAUGGCGGUGGACACCGGAGUAAGAAGUACAAGGGUUCCCGGGAGCUCGAGGUGGGCAUGCAAGGCGUCCUCAUCACCUGCAAUAUGAACGAGAGGAAAUGCACCGCGGAAGCCUUCAACCUGCUGAACGAAUACGCCGACCAACUCUACGGACCUGAGAAUUUUAAGGAACCCGAGGAGAGCAGUAGUGAGGAAGAGGAUGAUGAAGAUGUGGAGGCGGCUCUGAAGAAGGAGGUGAAGCAGCUCAAAGCGUCGUCGGGGAAACGGCAGCGGCGCUUCCAGGCCAUGGACAGCGGGGCCAACAACGUCAUCUUCAUCAAGACCAAGAACCUCGACCCUGAGAAGCUGGUGCAUCACAUCUUGUCAGACCUCCACAUCACCAAGAAGAACAAGUCACGAGUCAUCCUCAGAAUGCUGCCGGUGAGUGGAACGUGUAAGGCGUUCCAGGAGGACAUGGAUAAGUACCUGAGUGUGUUCUUAGAGCCGUGGUUUAAAGCCCCCAACCAGGGCAGCUACCAGAUCGCCUUCAAGGCCCGGAACAGCUCCCACAACAAGAGGGACGACAUCAUCAAGGCCCUGGCAGGCCUGGUGGGGAAGAUGAAUCCUAAAAACAAGGUUGACCUGACCACCCCUGAGCUCACCAUCAUCGUCGAGGUCAUCAAGAGUGUGUGCUGCGUCAGCGUCGUCAGGGACUACACUCUAUACAGGAAGUACAACCUGCAGGAGGUUGCCAAGGAGGAGGGACCUAAAGAUGGGAAACAGGGAGAGGUCACCACAAACCAGGAAGAGAUCAAGUCGAACCAGGAAGAAAAGGAUGGGAAACAGGAAGAGAUCAAGUCGAACCAGGAAGAGAAGGAUGGGAAACAGGAAGAGAUCAAGUCGAACCAGGAAGAAAAGGAUGGGAAACAGGAAGAGAUCAAGUCGAACCAGGAAGAGAAGGAUGGAAAGCAGGAAGAGGGAAAGGAUGCCCCAAAAACAGACAGGGAAGGAAAGAGGGAGGAAGAGAAGUAGAUCCCUAUACCAGGAAGGGAGAGAAGAAGAGGGAGGGGAAUGAGGGAGGAAGUGAAGUAGAUCCCUGUACCAGGAGGGAGAGAAGAAGAGGGAGGGGAAUGAGGGAGGAAGUGAAGUAGAUCCCUGUACCAGGAAGGGAGAGAAGAAGGAGGGGAAUGAGAGAGGAAGUGAAAUGGGACUGAUAAACAACUCAAAAGGCAUCUCACAAUGCAGGUGAUGCAGUCAAUGUGUUUUUAGCUAGCUUUACUGUAGAACAGGUCCUAUUCCUAUUGUCCAUUCCAAAUGGAACCCUAAUCCCCAUAUAGUGCACUAUUUUUGACCUGAGGCCUAUGGGUCCCUUGUCAAAAUGAGUGCACUAUGUAGGGAACAGGGUACCCUGUUCCCUUUAUAGUGCACUACAUUAGACCAAGUACCUAUGGAUUCCAACCCUGUCUAUGACAAAAUCCCUUCGGUCCUCCAUUUUGUAUCGUCUCCAACAUGUCCUCCUCAUCGCUGACAGUCCAUUGGUCCCCUCACCAUCACCGAGCUCUUACUGAAAGCUGAUGGGUACAUUUUUUUUUAUUUCAUUAGAUUUUUUAAAUAGAUACAUUUUUUUUUAACAUAAAGGUGUCAUACAUUUUUUAUUUAAAUUCCCUCGUUUUCCAGAAAUCCUGGUCGUAGGGUUCUGAGUUCCCUGCUUAUUCCUUCUUUAUUCAGGAUAUCCUGGUCGUAGGGUUCUGAGUUCCCUGCUUAUUCCUUCUUUAUUCAGGAUAUCCUGGUCGUAGGGUUCUGAGUUCCCUGCUUAUUCCUUCUUUAUUCAGGAUAUCCUGGUCGUAGGGUUCUGAGUUCCCUGCUUAUUCCUUCUUUAUUCAGGAAAUUCUGCAUCUGGGAUUUCUGUAAAACCAGGGAAUUCAUUGAAAGUUCACAGAAUUGUUCAACCCUAGUCACCUGACAGUCUUUCCUCUGUAAAUUAAUGUUAGAAGACUAGUCGUCUAAGUUGACCCAGUUCUUACAGGGCUGGUUUCCCGGACCCAGAUGAAACAUACUCAUGGACCCAGAUGAAACAUACUCAUGGACCCAGAUGAAACAUACUCAUGGACCCAGAUGAAACAUACUCAUGGACCCAGAUGAAACAUACUCAUGGACCCAGAUGAAACAUACUCAUGGACCCAGAUGAAACACACUCAUGGACCCAGAUGAAACACACUCAUGGACCCAGAUGAAACAUACUCAUGGACCCAGAUGAAACAUACUCAUGGACCCAGAUGAAACACACUCAUGGACCCAGAUGAGAAUCUCCAUUUUAAGUGCUUCUUAGUCCAUGGGGCUGUUAUGUAUCAUUUUAGUAGGAGUGCUGAUCUAGGAUCAGGUUCCCCCUGUCCAUAUAAUUAUAUUUGUUAUAAUCUUAAAGACAAAACAGAUCCUAGAUCAGCUCUGAGACCAUUGAUGCGGCCCCAGGAAUGUAAGGCCUGAUCUGAGUGCAGGACUCUCUCGUUUACUGUCCGAUAAUGGAGGUAUACUGUAAUAUACCUUUUUGUUUUGUAGAACAGAGGAACUCCCCCCCCCCAAAAACAGAUCCUUGAAAUAAAGUGAUUUUGUUUUGUGUGUUUUUAUAUUCUCAUUCUCCCUCCACUUUCUUUUCAAAGUAACUCACCAGCUCGGUUUCCAUCUAACUGACGGGAGAUUUUUCAAUGCGAAUAUUGUGAAAAUCUGCAUAAAAACGAUAUGCAAAUUUUCCCACGAGAGAGAGAGAUGUGUUUCCAUCAAACUGACUUGUAGCAGAUAAAAGGCUGUGUGUGAUGACUUGGUGCAUAUGAAAUACAUUGUUUUCAGGGUUUUAUUCCCACGUACCGAUAAUCUGUUUCCGUUGCAUUUUCAGCUCUUGAUAGUUGUCUCACGAGACAUGUUGCGUUGUAUAGCGAGCGAUGAGAUUAUGUACUAAAGAGAGGAAUAUUUUUUAUUUGUCAAAGGGCAGUCCAGCAUCAAUCAUCGUGUCACCGGAAUAAGACCCUCAAAAUGUAUUGAAAAUGAGCAUCAAGAUCACCGUGCUCUUUCGCCACCCUGAGAAGUUCAUGAUUUCUACGUAUUUCAUCUGUAGCCUAAUAAACUGCUUGCUUUCCCGACGAGUCGUAGGGGAGGACCACACACCACGUCAUCGCGUAACUCAACGGUUACUUCCAUGUGAUGGUUAUUAUAUCAAUAUCUGUGCAUAAAAUCCCACCUUGUCCAGCGUAUUUUGUUUUUGUCGACAUUUGGAAAGUUUACCGAAAACAAAUAGUUGUUUCCGUCAGGCCUGUCAUGACAUUUUUACUUAACUCAGAUUUUUUUUUAAAUCAUA
Molecule: messenger RNA, 3727 nt
Organism: Oncorhynchus mykiss (rainbow trout)
Lineage: Eukaryota; Metazoa; Chordata; Actinopteri; Salmoniformes; Salmonidae
Source: RefSeq, a predicted model, not a curated record